UUCAAGCUGUGUGCAUGUGUGUGUGUGUCUUUGGCUUUUUCUUGGUGUCUAGUCUUGCUUCUAAAGUUCUUUCAGUAUGAGUUGCAGCUCCAAACACACCACCACGACGGUGUACAGCAAAGGGAGAAGCAGCAGUGGUAGCUGUGUCAGUGGUGGUAAUGUAAUAAGGGCUCCUUCUGGGAGAUGUGCCUCCCCUGUUGUGAGCAGUGCUAGAUGCGGUAUGUCUGCAAGGAGCUAUUGUGGUGGCAUGAGCUAUGGAGGAAGCUGCAUUGGCAGUGGGUUUACUGGAGGUGCUCUAGGUGGUGGUUAUGUGUGUGCUCCUGGUGGUGGGUUUGGCUGUGGGAAUGUCCGCUUUGGACAUCUUGGUGGAGGAUUUGGCAAUUGCAAUGAAACGCCCUUGCUCUCCUGUGAUGAGAAGAUGACCAUGCAGAACCUCAAUGACCGCCUGGCUUCUUACCUGGACAAAGUGCGAUGCUUGGAGGAGGAAAAUGCUCAACUUGAGUGCAAAAUUAGGGAGUGGUAUGAUCGGCAAGGCCCACUCAAUGAUCCAAAAGAUUAUGGCUGCUACUACCAACAAAUUGAAGACCUUAAAAACCAGAUUAUUUGUGCUACUGUUGAAAACAGCAAGCUUGUCCUGGAUAUUGAUAAUAACCGGAUGACUGCAGAUGACUUCAGAAUGAAGUAUGAGACUGAACUGGCUCUUUGUCAGAAUGUGGAAGCUGACAUCAAUGGCUUACGUCAAGUCCUGGAUCAACUGACCCUUUGUAGAUCUGACCUGGAAGCACAACUUGAGUCCCUCCGGGAGGAACUGUGUUGCCUUAAGAAGAACCAUGAAGAGGAAGUCAAGCAUCUUAAGAGCCAGGCUACUGGAGAUGUUAGUGUGGAAGUCAAUACUUGCCCAGGACCAGACCUCAAGAAGGUCCUGGAAGAUCUGAGAUGUCAGUAUGAAACCAUGAUUGAGAACAACCGUAGAGAGGUUGAGAAGUGGUAUGAAUGUAAGAUGGAGGAAGUGAAUCAGGAGGUCUGUAACAGCAGCAAAGAAGUUGAAGACUGUAAUAAUCAAGUUGUUGACCUGAAACGUCAGCUACAAACUUUGGAAAUUGAUCUACAGGCUCAACUUAGUUUGAGGGAUACACUGCAAGGCUCUUUGGCUGAGACGGAAUGUCGCUAUAACAACCACUUGGCUGAAAUACAGAACCAAAUCUCUUGUGUGGAGCAGCAACUGGCCGAGUUGAGGGGAGAGAUGGAGUGCCAGAACCGAGAAUACAGAGAUCUCUUGGAUGUCAAGUGCCGCCUGGAACAGGAGAUUCAGACGUACCGGUGCCUGUUAGAAGGAGGACAGCAUGAUAUUGUUAGCCACAGCAGUGGAAGUUCAGGAGGAGGAACUUGCAGACAAACAGGAGGAGGUGCAGUUAAGACCUGCCAUACUUACUCAACCUCUCCUUCCAAAUGUCAUCCUUGUCAUUCUGAUACAAAAGGGUACAGCAGAUAGAAAACUGCAUCUGCCACAAACAUAGCCAUCGCAACUCUGUUCUCUGAACUUUCUGACUUGAAAUCUAUAAGCAAGAGGAGUCUUCAUUACCUGCUGAACACUCAUGAUACCAACUAUUUCUCACUGGGUUACCCCCAGGCUCACCAUUUUGUUCUCUUUUCCUGCAAAGUGUAUGGUCUUGCCCUUGCUACUUGUGUUACUAAACUGGUACCAUGGGGUAGAUUUGGGGCACUCUGCUAUACCUUUAAUAAAACUAUGCUUUUGCCUGAUGCAAACAAAA
Sceloporus undulatus (fence lizard) is the source of this 1772-nucleotide messenger RNA. Its product is annotated as keratin, type I cytoskeletal 19-like. The transcript is spliced from 8 exons. Gene Ontology annotation, molecular function: structural molecule activity. The coding region runs from base 77 to 1492 and encodes 471 amino acids. NCBI's taxonomy places the organism in Eukaryota, Metazoa, Chordata, Lepidosauria, Squamata, Phrynosomatidae. The record is from RefSeq and is a predicted model, not a curated record.